Hippoglossus stenolepis (Pacific halibut) is the source of this 2458-nucleotide messenger RNA. RefSeq names its product ovochymase-2. The record is from RefSeq and is a predicted model, not a curated record. Gene Ontology annotation, molecular function: serine-type endopeptidase activity. NCBI's taxonomy places the organism in Eukaryota, Metazoa, Chordata, Actinopteri, Pleuronectiformes, Pleuronectidae. Gene Ontology annotation, biological process: acrosome reaction; proteolysis.
UUAUCUUCCCCUGGAUCUUUGUCUGCUUUUUAUGACUUGUUGUUAAACAGCGACGGGGAUGUUUGUGUCUUUGUGGUCAGAACACGACACACUCGACCUUGAGAGGUCACUGGUUUCUGCAGUUCACCCACCGACAGGCUCGUUAACCAGUAUCUCCCCCCACACACACACUCACAUCAGGUCUGCCUCUCCAGUCCGACCCUUGGUGAGUGUGUGUCUGUGUGUGUGUGUCUGUGAUGAGGGCUGCUCUGCUCUCGCUCUGUUUCUGGUUGCACUCUCUCGUCCCUGCUGCUCAAACAGGUUUGAAAUGUGGAGUUCCACAGGGCUGGAGGCCGCCGGCUCAGUCUGCGAGGGUGGUGGGAGGCAGCGAGGCCACGGACGGAUCCCACCCAUGGCUGGUUUCCCUGCGGCUCAGAGGCUCUCACUUCUGUGGAGGCUCCAUCCUGACGCAGCGCUGGAUCCUGACGGCCGCUCACUGCUUCUCCUCCGUCUCCAGAGAGUUUCUCAGAGGCGUGAGCGUGGCCGUGGGGGAGUUCGACCGCACAGUGGACGAUGAAGAGGAGCAGGUCUUGGGUGUGAAGAGCGUCUCCCUGCACGAGAAGUACCAUCACGCUUUGCCCAUGAGCCACGACAUAGCUCUGGUGGAGUUGGACCAGCACAUCCGGCUCGGGAUCCGAGUCCAGCCGAUAUGUUUACCUUUACCUGAUGAGAACAUCCUCCCUCGGACCAGGUGCAUUGUGGGUGGAUGGGGCAGGACGAAGGAAAGAGGUCGACUUCCUGCGGUUCUGAGAGAGGUCCAGUUGGACUUGGUGGAUCCGGCCAAGUGUCAACACGUCCUGCAGACUCUGCGAGGGCCGGUCCGACCUCCGUCCGCCAUGACGGUUGUGUGUGCCGGGCCGGAGAGAGGAGGGAGAGACGCCUGUCAGGGCGACUCCGGGGGACCUCUGGUAUGUCCUGUAGGGUCAGGAGGUCACAUGGUGGUGCUGGGCGUGACUUCCUGGGGUAAAGGAUGUGGUCGGAGCUGGGGCAACAACAGCAUCCGCCCUCCGUCCAGAAGAGGGUCUCCGGGGGUCUUCACUGACGUCCGGCUGCUGCUGCCCUGGAUCAAACGUGAGCUGCGACAGGCUGAUGAGCAGCAGCGGAGAAAGACUUUAUCAGGUGAGUUGUCUGUCAUCACAGCCCCAGUUAUUCAUCUAUAUUUCAUAAUGUGCACGUGUUCCUUUGAUGUACGCUGUGUGUGUGUGUGGUGUGUGCGCACAUCAGGACUCUGCAGUGUGAGCGAUGGGCCUGUAAUUGACAGCGAGGGAGUCAUCAGAAACCCCGCCCUCCCUGGUGAUCGCUAUGACAACAACGAGUUGUGUGUGUGGAGGAUCACUGCUCACCCGGGUUACUCCGUCCUGUUGGAGCUUGAGCUCUUGGAUCUGGAGAAUGAGUCCAACUGUCGCUACGACCGACUCACUGUGUCGGCAGGGACCCACAGGCCUGUAGGUAUAUUCUGCGGACGUGUCCCACACGGCCCUCUUCUCCUGAGUCUUUCCCAGAAUGCAACACUUCUCUUCUCCUCAGACGUUAGCAGAACAGGAAGUGGCUUCGUCCUUAGGCAUCGUUCUGUCCGGGGACGACCUGAGCCUGGUUGCGGGACAAUUGUUCUUGUUGAAGAUCAGACUGUUGUCCAAACCCCAAAUUACCCACAAUCCUACAGUAAUGACUGCGUCCUCCGCUGGGUCGUCUACGCUCCACGCGGUCACGUUGUCAAGGUUGAUUUCACUGACGUUGAGCUCGAGGAGUCGGACAGAUGUUUGUACGAUUCCCUCACCGUCCUGGCAGAUGUGGAGCAAACGGAGGAGAUAGCGGUGCUGUGCGGUCGCACUGCUCCUCCUCCGGUUCUGUCCUUCCACAACGUCAUGGUGCUGCAGUUCACCUCCGACAGCAGCGUCACACACAGAGGCUUCAGGGCCACGCUGUCAUUCAUCAGCCGUGCAGACCUCCACCACGGUGACAGCAGGGCUGGUGUCCAGGGUCCAGGAGACAUGUGGAGACAUCAUGGGACAGUUCACCAGCAACACGGAGCAUCUCAUGUAAACCUGGAUGAAUCUGACUCACAGUCCAGCAGCAGAGCCGAGUCCUACCGGGAUGAAGAUGAUCCCAGUCUUCAUCAUCUGGACCUGAGCUCAGAUGAUGAAGACUCCAGUGGAGAAUCCUCAGGGACCAUGUUAUAACCCGAUGAAGGGCGGAGGCCUCUGGACACAGAACAUCUCAAGCUGAGCUCUGAUGAAGAUGAGGGUUUGGGAGGUGAUGAAGAUGAAGGUCGAUCACUAAAGAUGUUGGGGAAUAGAAAUGUAAGAGCAUGGUAACUUUGUUUUAUUUCAUAUUAUGGUGGAACAGGAUUGUUUGUAAUAUAGCGCCACCACCAGGUCAAAUGUUUCAUGUUUUGUGUUAUUUCUACUUGAACUAAAUA